CGCACGGGCUUGACACUUUCCGCGCAAAACCCACAACACCCCUUACCGCCACCACCAAACACACACAAGCAGUACAGAGGACAACCAACACAACCACAACCACAACACAACCACAGUCAUGGCUGACUCCAACGAGAAGAAGCAGAAGAAGCAGCUCACCCCUGAGGAGAUUCAGGAGAAGUUUGCGGACGUGACCAACUCCACCAUCGAUGACCAGUCGCAGUUCUUCCUCCGCAGCUUUGUCACGGAGUUCAGUGGCAACUUCGAGGAGGUCCUUGACUUGGCUGAGGAGUUCAAGAAGUAUGCCCCCGACACUGGCGUUGUCCGCGAGCUUGAGGAGGACAAGGCCCAUCUUUUCCUUGAGCGCCGUGGCGAGACCCUGACCGUUGUCGAGCUGCGUGAGGCUCUGAAGAAGAUUGACCUCGACAGCAACAACCGCGUGUCGUUCAUUGAGUACUGCCUGUACAAGUACGGCAAGACGCUUGAGGAGCUGUUUGAGGAGAAGGAUCACAAGAUUGAACACCUCCUGCGCAAGCUCGAGGAGGCCAUCAAGCUCUACCAGGAGACGCUUGCGAAGAAGAAGGCGCGCGAGGACAAGAUGAAGGAGCUUGAGCAGCUUGCCGAGCAGGGCGGCGUUAAGGGCAUGCGCGCAAAGGCCGAGCUGGAGGCAAUGAAGAACGAGGACGAGCUCGAACGCAACAAACAGGAGAUCCAGGCUGGUGCGCGGCGGCGUGCGGCGCAGCGGGCGGUGGACAAGGGCGACCCCUUUGCCGAGGAGCAGAAGCGCUUGGCGGAGGAGAAGAAGAAGAAGGAGGCCGAGGAGAAGGCAAAGCGUGAGGAGAGCCGUAAGCGCCUUGCAGAUCGCGCAAAGCUCUGGCAGUGAUUGCGCAGAUGUGCCUCAUUGUGUGUUGUUGUUGUCGUCGUGGUCGUCGUUGUGUGUUGUUGCUGUCGGCGUCGUGCAGUCGUUUGCUGCUCUUGGCAUAUGUACUUGCUUGUGAGGCUGUCUUGUGAGGCUGUCGUGUGCUGACUGCUUUGGGCUGCUGGUCUCUCAGUUGGUGAUGUUAUGUUACGUGCUGUUGGUUGCCCUGGUGAAUCCACCAAAGAUGAGUUUGUUGUGUCCUUGCACACCUGUGCAUGUGUGCGUGUGUGUGUGUGUGUGACUCUUGCUGACCUGUGUUGUGUGAAUGUGAAUACGCUUGCUUCUCCCCUACCUCUGGUUUUGUUUUUCGUGUGAUAAUUGUGAACUGAACUCCUCCCCGCCCCCCUUCUCCCAACCUCGAACUCCCAACCUCGAACGCAAUUGUCCCAAGUACAGCGUGUGGCUGCUUGCCCGCCUGCCUGCGUGGCUUGCUUGCUCUCUUUGCGCUUUUGUUUGCUUGAAAGUCCCAUGAUGUGAAUACAAACAAACCAAAUUGACACACCUUGCAC
This is a messenger RNA of Salpingoeca rosetta, 1428 nucleotides long. RefSeq lists its product as uncharacterized. Gene Ontology annotation, molecular function: actin filament binding. Gene Ontology annotation, cellular component: cortical cytoskeleton. Lineage: Eukaryota; Choanoflagellata; Craspedida; Salpingoecidae. The record is from RefSeq and is a predicted model, not a curated record. Gene Ontology annotation, biological process: parallel actin filament bundle assembly; actin crosslink formation. The transcript has 5 exons. Bases 119 to 883 code for a protein of 254 amino acids.